GAUGUUUUUACGUCAUCGCGCAGGCGUGGCCUGAAGCCAAAAGUUUAAUUUAGAUUUACGUAGUCAGCAAAAAAAACCAAAACUUAAAAUCGACACUGGGUGUAAACAGGAAUGAUUAGUUUACAGGGAUGUUUUUUGUCAGUAUGACUCCUAACUCUCGUGCCGGUGUGAUUGUGACGGUGCUGUUGUUUGGUGUGAGCGCGCUCGCGGAAGGUGAAGAGAAGUUCCGCGUUGAGGGCCGCGCGCUCGUGCACGGUGUGAGAGCAGAGGAGUGGACUCCGGUGGCGCGCGUGCUGCUGGAUGGCGAGGAGCAUGUUGGCUUCAUCAGACUCGAUGGAAGUUUCUCAGUAAAUGAUGUGCCGUCCGGAUCUUAUGUGCUGCACGUUGUGUCCCCGGUGUUCAGGUUCGAGCCUGUCAGGGUUGACAUUACUGCAACAGGCAAAAUGCGUGCCAGAAGAGUCAAUUACAUCAAGACAUUUGAGGUAAUGCAGUUGCCUUACCCUGUUCAGAUGAGAUGUACAGGACAGCAUUCGUACUUUACUAAACGAGACACGUGGGGUUGGUCCGAUUUCUUCAUGAACCCUGUGGUUCUCAUGAUGGUGCUUCCCCUUUUGAUCAUUCUUCUUCUCCCAAAGCUCAUCAACAUGAAUGACCCAGGGAUGAGAAGGGAAAUGGAGCAGUCAAUGAAUAUGCUCAAUCCCAGCCCUGACCUUCCAGAUGUGUCCGAGCUCAUGACCAAGUUCUUUGCCCCACCGAAAAACCAAGGUAAAUCAGGAACUCACAAGGGACACAGAGGCACCGGUCCACGCAGGAGAUAGCACAUGUGUGAGCAAGACAAUAUAUUAUCCGUACCUUUGUUUCAUACUGAUUUUCCCAUUUCAGUCCUUUGCAAAAUUAGUAUCGCCAUACGUGUGCCACAAGCUUUGACAUAUGAGAAAUGUAUUUGAUGCUAUUACCACUGAAAGCAUUUUAGUUCAGUGUGUAUUUAUUAAUUGGGUUUUUGAAUACCUUCUCGAGAUUCAUUUCUGUUUUUAUUGUGCCAAUAUUUAUUGAGUGUGUAUUUUUUAUUAAUUUGGAGAAAACAAGUCAAAAAUAUAUCUUUAAGUCAAAGUUUAUUAAUGUUAUAUAUUUUAAGUAAGGAUACUAUUCUAUUCACAGAAAGUCAGGGCAAUAUUUUCAACUACUAACUUAUUUCAUUUAUCGUACUUAUUUUGUCUGUGUGCUAUUCAGGGCAGGAAUUUCAGGAGGGCCAUGGCCCUCGUGCCCUCUCAAUUUGGCCUUGUGCCCUUGGAAAAAAAUAAUAUCUGCCGUAAGGCCACAGUGGCCUUGAUGCCCUGCGGUUUUGUAGUCUGCCUCGUGACUGCCAAUAGGCUUUAACAUCACCUGCGUCUAUUGAGAAAAAAAUACGUCUUUUGAUGACAUUCUGGAUUCUUAUUGGGCAACUCAUCAGUGGUGGAUUGGACUCGAGCCUGGCAUGAACCGCUCCGACGUGCUAUAAUGACACCAAUCUAUCACCAGCCAACCAGGAGACUUAAUCAAACGCAUCCCCCGCCCACUUGUGUCCGCGUCUGAGACGUUGAAUUUUCACAGAAGGAGGGAAGAAGUUGACUGAGGUAAGAUUGUGUGAUAAAUUAACGAACGAAUAAGAUAGGAAUUUCAACAUAUAGGGCUUAAGUUUGUUACCGUUAAAUAAGCAUUGCUUGUACAGUAACGUUAUGUCGUUACAACGUUGACCCACUUUUAACGUGCCGAGUACCGACUGUAGCCGGUAACAAAUGCUAAUUAGCUUGCUGUCAAAAGUGCAAAGACCUUAAAUUGCUCUGUGUAAAUUAGAAAAUGGUGCAACUUCCUCUGUAGCCGUCAGCGGACGAGCACAGACUUGUCUUGAGUUUUGAGCCAAUCACAACAGGGCAGCACUGUGGCCUGAGGUAAAACAUGAUAGUUUGUUUAAAUUACAAAAAUGAGUACACCCAAUGACUGUCUCAUAUACUCUUCAUAUACUCAUACUGUUUGAGUAACGCAAUAAAACUAAUCUUUAAAAGUGGUAUUUACUCAAACUGUUUGCAUAGAAUGAACUUUCGGGUUAACAGUGUAAUAGUGUUGCAGUGUUCUGCAAAUUUGCAAUUUAAUAUUUCAGAUCUUGAGACAUGAAAGUGCCAUUUUAAAAAAUAAAAGGUCAGAAAUGUUUUCUUUGUCAUCUAUUAAAUUCAUUAUAGACGUGAACUUAAAAUCAUUGUUUUAUUUUAUGGCCUUGGUGCCCUGGCUUUUGGCCUUUGUGCCCUCAAAAAAUUGACAGCACAAAAGGCCAAGUGGCCUUGCCCCUAAAAUGAUGAAAUUCCAGGCCUGCACUGUACCCAACAGAAAAUGAGCAUGCAAUAUUGUUACAAUAUUGCACGUUGUCAAGAAAACACAUCAUACAUCGGCGACAUAAAACUUCCAUGUUAGCGAGCGCCUGUGACAAUUUCUAAACAAACAUGGCUGCCAGGUUUGCUUCGUUAAAAACAAGAUUUUGAGAGAAUUUUGGCUGCCAGGUCACUCUGUUGUGUGUAGUUGUCAAUGUUGAUUUUAAAAGUAAUUAAGCAAAUUACACAGGGAAGAUGAUAAUAAUAAUAAUCAGCUUGACUCUGCUAGCAAUGGCCUUCGCUAACAGUACACCAGCUGGAAAGUAACUGGACUGCCGUGCUAACAGCACCGAGGCGCGGGUAAACUAAUGUUGGCCUUUGCUAACGCUACACCAGCUGGAAGGUAACUGGACUGCCGUGCUAACAGCACCGAGUCGUGGGUAAGCUAGCAUUGGCCUUCAAGAAUACUGAUAUGAAGAGUGUGUGUAUGUAUAAUAAUAAUAAUGGCUUUUUUCAUGGUCUAUCAGAUAUAUUCCAUUCAGCUAGCAUGGUACUGAACUCAUCUUCAACAUCUCUUCUCAUCCCAUUAUCUCUCGCCGCUUUAUCCUGUUCUACAGGGUCACAGGCAAACUGGAGCCUAUCCCAGCUGACUACGGGGUACACCCUGGACAAGUCGCCAGGUCAUCACAGGGCCGACACAUAGACACAGACAACCAUUCACACCUACGGUCAAUUUAGAGUCACCAGUUAACCUAACCUGCAUGUCUUUGGACUGUGGGGGAAACCGAAGCACACCCACGCAGACACGGGGAGAACAUGCAAACUCCAUACAGAAAGGCCCUCGCCGGCCACGGAGCUCGAACCCGGACCUUCUUGGUGUGAGGCGACAGCGCUAACCACUACGCCACCGUGCCGCCCUUGUUCAAUAUCAUGCUAGCUGAAUGGAAUAUAUCUGAUAGACCACAAAAAAAGCCAGCCAAUAUUAUUUAAUUAUGUCAUUUUGUAUCAGGCUUUGUGAAAAAUGACCACUAGAUAUGAGAAAGUGGGGAGUUCAACAACUAUUUUAAUUUACUUUUGUGUAUGGAGGUAAUUUUCCCCUUUUAAAAGGUAGUUAUUUCCAAUAUUGUGGUUAUUUUGUUGUUUUGCCUUGUACAACUAUUACUUUAUGAGCAACCUAUAUAAUUACUCAACUAAAAUUUUCAUUAGUUUGAUAAGGCAGAAUGUCUAUCAAAUGUCAUCAGGAAUUGUCUAUACUGAAGACUAAUAAAUAGUUAUGUGACAUAAUUUGGGUAUCUGGUAAAAUGGUAGCAUCAGGUCAUGAAGUAUUUGGAUUUGAAACUGAGCAUGCAUUUGUAUUUCUUUUUAAUGACCUUGAAAUUAAGUAUAUGCAUGAAUAAAGGUGUGUGCAGGGGUGGGUUUUUUUUUAAUUACAAAAUAAAAGUCUCACAGUAUGUUUGGUCCACGACAAUUAAAUGCAGUCUAUAUACAGUAUCCUGCAGCAACUUACUUACCAUUCAUCCAGUAGGAUGAUGGUUAGGCCCUACAACAAAUAUAACCUGUAGGAAGUUUAAGGUUUAGUCGUCUGUAAAUUAUCAGAAAGAAACACCAAAACCCUUGCUGCUUUUGGACCUUGUUCGUAGUGUAGGAUGUUGAGGACUCCCAGAUGAGUAGGUACUCCGAGUUCCCAAUUCCGACUUCCCAGUUCCAAGUUCUCAGUUCUGAACUCCCACUUCCAAGUUCCUAGUUCCGAGUUCCCACCUAUCACUUCCGAGUUCUCAGUUCUGAACUCCCACUUCCAAGUUCCGGCUUCCCAGUUCCCAUCCCCAAUUUCUCAUUUGUAUCCAAUUGCCAAUCCAUCCCCCAAUUUUUCAAAUCCAUUGACCCCCAUUUCCCAAUUCAAUCCACCCCAUUCCCAAUUUCCCAUUUUCAUCCAUCACCCAAUUUUCUAUUUCCUUCCAUUCUUCUAAUCCAUCCUCCAAUUUCUCAUUUACAGCCACCCUGUUCCCAUUUCCCACUUCACAUUUCCCAGUUCCUGAAUCGAACCAAUGACCUUUUGUCCCAAAGCUGCUUCUCUAACCACUAAGCCUUGGCUUCAUCUUAAAAGAAUAGACUGUGAAGAACAACUGGGAAGAAAAAGCCAGAGACAGAUACAAGUGGAGAAAGAUUGUGAAACAAUCGGUUGAAACGGUUGAGGAGAAAAGGGAGGAGGAAUAUCAGUAUGUUGUUAUCAUAAUAACAACACGAGUCACGUGAUGGGCAGUUGGUGUCGAACAUUAUAUGUGAAAGAUGUGGCCGUAGUUUUAUUAUGAGCAAACAAAGUCAAGUCAAGUUUAUUUGUAUAGCGCUUUUAACAAUAAACAUUGUCGCAAAGCAGCUUUACAGAAUUUGAAUGACUUAAAACAUGAGCUAAUUUUAUCCCUAAUCUAUCCCCAAUGAGCAAGCCUGUGGCGACGGUGGCAAGGAAAAACUCCCUCAGACGACAUGAGGAAGAAACCUCGAGAGGAACCAGACUCAAAAGGGAACCCAUCCUCAUUUGGGCAACAACAGACAGCGUGACUAUAAUAUUAACAGUUUUAACAUGAAGACAGUUUCGUUGAUGUUGUAACUCUUCAUUGAUGGAAACUUGAGUGCAAAACUAUUCAUGACAACUGCAGUCCUAAAGUUAGCAAGUCAACUGUAGUCCUCAGCCAUAAAAUCAUUACUGUAAGAGUCCAGAGCGUCCUCCAGGUGUGACUUUCAACUGUUCUCAUGGGGCCAUCCUCCACAGGAGUGAUGCGAUGAGACUCCAACCAGACACAGGGCACCAGGAUGGAUCAAGCAGGUCCGAGGAGCAGAAAACAAAGUGAGCAAACAAAUGCUAAGCGAGCAAACAAAUGCUAAACACCUCCUAGUUGUCAUCGGACACGACAGACUACCAUACGAUGUAGGGUUUAGUGGCAUCGAGUAGUCAGGAUGCAGAUUGCACCCAAACGAAUACUCCUCUCUUUCCAAGCAUGUACUAGAACCUAUAGGGACUGUCAGGUAGUAUUGGAGUCAAGACCAGCUCAACCAAGACCAAGUCAUGACCAAGACCAAAGUGUAUCGAGAUCGAGAAUGAUUUCCAUAUCAUCAUAACUUUGAGGGGUUGAGACCAAGUCAAGACCAAGACCAUAGCAGGGUGAGACCUAAUUAAGACCAGGACCAGACCAGUGGGUGUGAAGGGUGAUGGGGAGGGGUGAUGGCCAUUGCAAUGAAUCACGUUAUUUAGCAUUUGAAGCAGGAAGUUUUACAUUCAAUCACAGUAAUGAUGUUAACAAAUGAAUCAGACAAUGUACAGGCAAUUUAGUGAAAUCCUCACAGUUGUGGUCUUGACCGGUCUUGAAAUAAAAUCCUGAGUCCUCCAUGUCUGAGACUGAGAAAAGACCAAGUAAAAAUGCAUUCAAUUCCGAGAUGAGACCAAGACCUUCAAAAAGUGGUCUUGAGACCGGUCUACUCAAGUCCUACAACACUACUGUCAAGUGCAUCAGGUGCAAUAACAUCUGUUUGGAAAGCUGCAGUUUUCUGCCAGCAGUUUCAUCCCAGCUGCAGCACGUGUGGACACGUUUUUUUUUUUUUGGUUUAUCAUAGUGAAUGUUAGACUCCUCAACAAUUGUUCUGGAUAAAUUUGUGAUAUAAAACUAAAAUAAAACGACGCUCGUGUCAUAAACCGUUUUGAACCCUUCGUGGUUUUUUUUUUCUUUUUGAAAACUAAAAGCCUGUAUGUGGUUUGUGUUUGUCUGGGUACACUUACACUACAUGUGCAGGAAUAAAACUUUACUUCAAACAGAGCAUCAUCUUAUUGUGAGCGUCAUAUUAUUUUAUUUGAACCACUGAAACAAUUACACAAGCAAGAAUGCAAGUUCACUGACAUUUACCUCUUCUUUCAUCAUCUUCGUCUUCCUUCCAGCACUGGAUUCAAGCUGCCACUUGUAAUGACGCAAAACAUGAAAAGGUGCUCUCCAAAGCCAGUGUUUGGUUUAUCAUACUGCUUGGGAACAUACAUGUACCUUUUGGCCUGAACAAGGUACACAUAGUUACCUUGAGGUCCAGUAAUGAGCCCUAGGGGGUACAUUAGUGUAGACUGUACCUUGGGGGUAAGAAAUGGACUCCUACUGUAACCCUGUUUCUACAGUAUAUAAAAUAUUAAUAAUGGUUCUUGAUGGAUUGCCUGUCCUAGUCAUGGUUCUUGUGCAGCUUUGUUGAUUAGACUGUAAUAUAGACACAAACAAAAAC
Messenger RNA from Neoarius graeffei (lesser salmon catfish), 6593 nucleotides. Its product is annotated as ER membrane protein complex subunit 7-like. The transcript is spliced from 5 exons. Gene Ontology annotation, cellular component: EMC complex. Lineage: Eukaryota; Metazoa; Chordata; Actinopteri; Siluriformes; Ariidae. The record is from RefSeq and is a predicted model, not a curated record. Bases 129 to 818 code for a protein of 229 amino acids.